Messenger RNA from Phytophthora infestans T30-4, 1671 nucleotides. RefSeq lists its product as uncharacterized. The record is from RefSeq and is a predicted model, not a curated record. Bases 358 to 1671 code for a protein of 437 amino acids. The transcript is spliced from 2 exons. Gene Ontology annotation, molecular function: protein binding. Lineage: Eukaryota; Oomycota; Peronosporomycetes; Peronosporales; Peronosporaceae.
AUGCUGGCACGCCGAGGGCGCGCUUGCACGCGCCGUAGCUGCUUAUGGCGCGCGAUGAAUGACCAGUUGCGUCCUUCGACUGCUCCACACAGCGCGGAAUUCCACGUGUUGCGCACAGGAAGCUCCAACUCGAAUCUGUGGCCGACACUCUUGACGUCAAACCGCUCAACGCUGACGUCACCGUCUUCUCCUCUUGGUGCGCGGUUCCUGUCUCAGAACCUCAUCGACCCAAACUACGAGGAAGGCAUCGAUGAUGAGGCUAAAGCGGGCGACAUCAAGGAGGCCAAACCUCGAGAGCGUAGGGAACCGCGGGACACGCGUCUCAUUUCGCUGGAACGCCUCGAAGAUGAGUACAUGAUGCGCCUCACGGAGGCGCUGGAGACGUCAGACGGCUCGGCCGCGUGGCGUACAGCGCUGGAAAUUUUCCACGAGAUCCAACACGCCGGUGGACGUGGCCUGGCACUCGAAGUGGCCUCCUUCCUUGUGGAAGUACUAGGUGCCAGGAGACGAGUGCAGGACUGCAUGCGCGUGCUCGCCUACGCGCGGGAGCAGGGCGUUCGCCCACGUAUCCAGUCUUACUCGAGUGCUAUCAGCUGCUGUUACAAGGAGGAAGAGUACGGCCAUGCGUUGCGUGUGUUCGAGGUUAUGCGGAACGACGGGUACGUCCCCCAAACCGUGACGUACUCUCACGCGCUGUCGUCUGCACUCAAGGCCGGUCAACAUGAACUGGUGCUUGAGAUAUUCGACGACAUGAUUAAGAACCGCUUGGACCUAAACAUCAUCAUCUACAACAACAUCCUUAACAGUUGUGCGCGAGCCUCUGACGUGCAGAGCGCGGUGGGCGUCCUCCGUGCCAUUCGUCAGCGUCGCCUCGAGAUGACGCAGGCCACGUAUCAUUCGCUUGCUAUUUGCGCCGGCAAGACGGGCAAGUGGGAACUGGCCCUGGAUGCCAUGGACACUAUGGAGCAGAACGGCUUCGAGCCCACACAGACCAUCUUCAACUCGGUCUUCUCCGCCUGCGCGAAGGGCAAGCAGUGGGACACGGUAGUGGAAGUGUAUGAACAAAUGUCUGACGAACACCGUGAAAAUCUGCGCGGCGUGUACCUUGGUGCAGUAAUUAUGGGCCACGCCAAGUCGGAGAAAGACGAGAUCAAGCUUCAUGGACUGGAGAUUUUUUACAAACACAAGGCGCAUCGACCCAAGGAGGAACAUCUCAACUUGUUCUCCUACAACGCUGCUCUUAUCGCCCUUCUAGAGACCAACCAACUGGAAAAAUUGCAUCCUCUAGCCAACGAAAUGAAGCAGCAGGGAAUGAACUGGGAUACCGUGACGUACCAAAGCCUCAUUCUGUCCUAUAUUCGCGGAGGAGCCGUGGAGACGGCGGUGCAAAUGCUACAGAAGAAUGCUAAGCGUAUGGGCAAGACCACCAUGUGCUAUCGUGAAGCCAUCAAUUUCUACAACGAGAAACGCAAGAACCCGCGCGAGGCCGUGCGUCUGACCAUGCAGAUGAUGCAGAUGAACAAGCCUGCCCGAGCGCGCGCCCUACUGGAAUUUCCGCAAGUGGAUGGACGUUCGCGCCAAGAGUAUCAUAAACGACGUACCGCCGCACCUCAUGCUGCCAAAACACUCGGACCAGCCGCGUUCGCUCCUGCAAGAAGAUCCGUCAACUAA